Messenger RNA from Colletotrichum chrysophilum, 2664 nucleotides. RefSeq lists its product as uncharacterized. Gene Ontology annotation, molecular function: ADP binding. NCBI's taxonomy places the organism in Eukaryota, Fungi, Ascomycota, Sordariomycetes, Glomerellales, Glomerellaceae. The coding region runs from base 1 to 2664 and encodes 887 amino acids. The record is from RefSeq and is a predicted model, not a curated record. The transcript has 5 exons.
AUGGGGUCUAUUCAGAAGACCGUUUCACGCUUCGAGAUCACUGCCGUCUACACGCAUCCUGAAGCCAAUGUCGAUGUCGUUUUGGUCCACGGUCUGAACGGCGACCCAAAGAAUACGUGGACGGCCAAGGACGACCAUAACCACAGCAUUUUUUGGCCUGCAGAUCUUCUCCCAAUGUCACUUAGAGGCCUUCAGGCCAAUAUCCUAGUAUACGGCUAUAACGCUGACGUAUACUCAACCAAGAACGACUACAGCGCCAGUGACAACUUCAUUUAUCAACAUGCUCAAAGCCUCGUCACUACCCUGACCCUCUACCGCAAGAGCGAGGGUAGUUCUAAUAAUGCCAUCAUCUGGGUGGCACAUAGUCUGGGCGGUCUCCUCGUCAAACGUUGUCUGUUAUACUCCAACGACGUCAAGGACAGAAAUCAUGAGGACUAUAGAGCCAUAUUCGUCUCUACCUACGGAAUCGUCUUCCUCGGCACCCCUCAUGGGGGCUCUGAUAUGGCGAAAUGGGGCCAGAUGAUCCAGAACAUGUCCGACGCCAUCAUCCCUCGGAAGCUCUUCGACAGUGAGUCCGUACUUCUCAAGACUCUGAAAAAGGACAAUGAAACCUUGCAAAAUAUCAACAUCCACUUUCUCGACAUAUAUCAACGGUUCAAGAUCCACAUGGUCCACGAAAACCACAAGACUGAUGUCAAAGGCACAAAGAUGUUAGUUGUCGACGCACGCUCGGCUGGACCACAGCUGCCGGGGGUUACAUACUACGGCAUCGAGGCCACCCACUCUGGCAUGUGCAAAUUUCCCGACCAACAUGCACCCGGCUACCGCAACGUCUCGACUGCCAUUCGUGACUGGGUGAGGGAAUCUCCAUCAGUCAUCCAGACUCGGUGGAUCGUCGAGCGAGACGACAAAUGGGUGCGAGCUCAAACAGAAGCUGCCGAGAGGACGAGGGAAUAUAGCGAAACGUACUCGACACCACUGAUCUCGCCCUCAGAUACGCCCAGCACCACGGCCUUCCCUUCCCAGGAGGAAUCUCAGCCCGAUUUACGGUCUUCAUGGCCGCCUUUCAUCCACCCUGACCGUUUUCGUCCCAACGCGUUUUUCAAGGGACGUGAGGAGGAGCAUAGAGAUCUUCAUCGGAUGCUGAUGGACACAAGACGAAGAUCAGAAGGCACGUCAGCUGUUUUGAUCCAAGGAAUUCCCGGAGCAGGAAAGUCACACCUGGCACGGCAGUACGUAUUCGAUCACAAGGACGACUAUCCCGGCGGUAUAUAUUGGAUCAGAUCGACCACGGUGCAGGACAUGGAAGAAGGCUUCUGGCGGAUUGCCAAAACCGAAGCUAUCAGGCAGAGGGUCGGCCAAGAGAAGAAAGACGACCUAUCCGACCCCCAGAAGAUGGUGAAGAUUGUACGAAAUUGGUUCAACGAGUUUAACGGCUGGCUGCUAGUCCUCGACGGCAUUCGCUUCGACAACGACAAAGUGACCAACUUUAUUCCUGACUGUAAAAACACCAGCCUCAUUCUGACGUCGACGGAACGGCCUGAUCCAGGCAACUAUCUCCUGGACAACCCAAGCAUCAUGGAGCUUGGCCUCCUUCCGGCUCAAGCCGCUCGAGAUCUCUUGCUCCAGGAGAUGGGCAAGAGGCAGCCAUACACAUCCGACGACCUGAGACGUGCCUUAGAGUUGGUACAGCUGAUGGAUCGCCUUCCCUUGAUGAUCCAUGCUGCCGCCCAGCAGAUGAAUGCGACUCGGGAGCCACUUGCAAAGUAUCUCAAGUCCUUCCGCGACAAGCCCAGACCCGGCAUGCUGCCUGCGUAUAAGACGAUACGAGAUCAGCUUCAAACUCUUGGAGACACAUCCGCACUGAAUCUGAUGUACAUCCUCUGCUUCUUCAGCCAGUUGGUCCCGGUAGAAAUGCUCGCGCUUGGCCUGAAAGCUUUGGACAGGGCCACCCCAAUCAGAACAGAUGCGAACGGCAAGCCCCGCAGCUUGAACAAGACCUUCAUCACACUCAUCAGGUUUGCACUCAUUGAGAGGAGCGAAAUGGAUGAUAUACCGUCUUCAAGCUCGCGAACUUCUGAACACAGCAGCGAUCCGGCGGCAGAGCCACUAGAUGUCCUCCGAAUCCACAGCGUCGUCCAAGCGUUUUUCAUCCAGCUCCUUGCGGAAGAGAAGCAGUUGGAAUUCUGGCUUGCUCGAGCAGCCCGCAUCUUCUGCCUCUCUUUUGAGGCAGCCGAUGAUCGGAUGAAGAAGGACCCAACGACUGGUUUGCCUGACGACUACAGAAGAUACGCUAUACACGGGAGGAAGCUGAUGGAACACUUGGAUCGGCACUACAAAUCUAAAGACGUUUCCAAAAACGUCGCUGCAGAGCUAGCAUCACUCAGACAGAAUCUGAAAAGCAAGCUCUCGAAGCUACCGAAAGAGAUAGAUGGCUUACAGAGGGCGAUUUCGGCCGGUAUCGUCGACGGCAAGGAGGUCCUAGAUCACUGUUCAGUCUUUGAGCGUACGAACAGCCUAUCUUCGGAAUCCACAAAUACGUCGAACGCCUCUGACGGUCGCGGGCCAGAUGCGACCAUGCCGUACGUGCCUCAAGCAGACAGCGACGACGCAUCUUCUACACCGCGGCCGCCGGCCUACAGUCCAGGGACCCGACACAUUUGA